AUGAGCGCAAGCAGCCUCUCUUGGGACCAGGCUGUUCUCCAGCCUCCGGUGUGUGAUGCUUGGAAGGAGAUUAUGGAGGGAGCAGCCUACCAGCUGGCCAGCUGCAUCGUCCUCCUGGGUUACAUGGGGGGUAGUGGCAUCUUUGGGUCCCUCUACAUCUUUGGCCUCCUGGCCCCAGGCUACUUCUGCUAUGCUCUGUGGGGCUGGCUGAGCGCCUGCGGGCUGGAUAUCUUCGUCUGGAACAUGCUACUUGUCCUCAUCUGCUUGCUUCAGCUGGCUCACCUGGCUUACCGGCUCCGUAGAGACACCAUCCCGGAAGAGUUUGACCUCCUCUACAAGACCAUGUACCUGCCCUUGCAGGUGCCCCUGGAAGUCUACAAAGAAAUCAUUAAGUGCUGUGAAGAGCAAGUCCAGUCAUUAGUCAGAGACCAGAAUUACGCGGUGGAGGGCAAGACGCCCAUUGACCGCCUCUCGUUGCUGCUAUCUGGCAGGGUCCGAGUGAGCCAGGAUGGUCAAUUCCUUCACUACGUCUUUCCAUACCAGUUCCUGGACUCUCCAGAAUGGGAGUCGCUGCGACCCUCUGAGGAAGGAACUUUCCAGGUCACGCUGACAGCUGAGACCGACUGCAGCUUCAUCACCUGGCCCAGGAAGAAGCUGUAUCUCCUCCUGAGGAAGGACCGCUACGUUGCCCGGCUCUUCUCCUGCCACCUGGGCUACGACAUCUCGGAGAAACUCUACUCUCUCAAUGAGAAGCUCUUUGCCAAGUUCGGCCUUCGCUUCGACAUCCGUUUGCCCAGCCUCUACCAUGUGCUUGGGCCAGCCUCCUCCUCUGAGGGGGAGCCAGAGGACUGCGAGGAGCCCCCUCCUGCCUCCGGCCAGGCUGGUGCCUCUGAGCCUCCUCCGCAGCCACCACCACCACCUCCACCAGCAUCGCGCCCUCGAGCAUCCCGGCCUGACAGUGACCUGCUGGGUGAGGACUCCACCAGUCUUGUCUUGGAAGAUUUUGCUGAGUUGCCGGGGUCUUUUAUGGACUAUGUGAGCGAAGCUUCUGGAAACCUUCUCCGGAGUUCUCCCCACCCUCUCUGCAAAGGACGAGCCCCUCUGGCUCCCACUCAGACCCCAGAACUCUAG
Messenger RNA from Leptosomus discolor (cuckoo roller), 1131 nucleotides. RefSeq names its product popeye domain cAMP effector 2 (gene POPDC2). NCBI's taxonomy places the organism in Eukaryota, Metazoa, Chordata, Aves, Leptosomiformes, Leptosomidae. Gene Ontology annotation, molecular function: cAMP binding. Gene Ontology annotation, biological process: striated muscle cell differentiation; regulation of membrane potential; skeletal muscle tissue development. The record is from RefSeq and is a predicted model, not a curated record. Gene Ontology annotation, cellular component: sarcolemma.